AUGUGGGAUCAACCGGCCCCACUGUCAAACGCGGCACCACCGCUCCGGUUGACUUUCCGCGCGACUCCGGGUGCGGGUAGUCCUUCACGGUCUCCCGCUUCGUCGCAACCAUGGGACGCGGUCUUACUCGGGGAUACCCUGUAUGUGGCCACACCUCAGCACCUGGCCGAGGGCAGUAGGGAGGCGUUUGUAGCUCUGCUGGAAGCGGCCGAGGAUCAACUGAAGUGCAAAAAUGUCGUCGUGGUCUUCUCUGAAGAUCGCGCCGACCGUGCCAACCUGGUGCGUACUUUUAUGUUCCUCGGCUUCUCUUUGCUGAACCCAACGUCUACUCUUGCACCACCUCAGCUAGCCAAGGGUAAUGUUUGUAUGCAUUACAACGUUGAAGAGUAAUCGACCCCCAGAACCAGCCUCGGAUAUCUCGUCUUUUGGCUUCCUAAUUGUAGCUCUAUAGUUGAUAGUUAAUUUGUUUGGUGCAACCGGUUUGCUUUUAGUAUUUUCAUAAAAAGUAGAAUCAUUCGUUUUGCCAAAUGGGUGUCCGGUCUAAUUUCCCUAUUGGACAGAUAAAGCCAAGGUAAACAUCUCAUGGCGAUAAAAGAACUUUGACCAGGCCCCAUAGUUAUUAUGAAACUAGAGUUUAGAGAGUAGUUUAAUUAGCAUUAAGUUACUGUUUCCAUUUGAUCACUUUUAAUAGUUAGUAAAUAUAAUUUUUUUUUUAAUAUUCAAUGCAAUAUACUCAAUUUUUACAAAUUUUGAAUCAAUAUAUAGAUUUUUCAGAAACAUAUUUUUCUUAUAAAACCAUGUUUUGAUGUGCUAUUAACCUGUAAGUUUAAUAUUAAGAUAGUUUUAAGUAAAGCCAAGGAUGGGAUAAAAAACUUAUCAUCGAUAGUUUUAAUAUCGUGCGGAAUAAAAUCCCCUGUUUAUGCUCCUUAAAUAAAAAAUAAAUAAAAAUUAAUAAAAAAAUACAAAAAAAAAUUAUGUUUUUAAUGACCACUUAAACAUUUAAUAAUGGUUCAUUCAAGUAUUUUUGUGUAUCUCUUAUACGUCUUAAUAUCUUUUUUCCCGGUUUGGAAAUUGUUUUAUUUUAACCAUUAUUUUACGUUUUUCGUGUGUCUAUGAUUAAGUGUUAAUUUUAAUUUAAAAAAGGAUUCAUUCCGCAUUUAAUAGAUUUAUUUUUACUUUAGUGUAAUAUUAUAUCACAUUUAUUUAACAAUAAAGUUGUUUUAGGUGGGUAAA
This is a messenger RNA of Anthonomus grandis grandis, 1233 nucleotides long. RefSeq names its product ornithine decarboxylase antizyme 2 (gene Oda). NCBI's taxonomy places the organism in Eukaryota, Metazoa, Arthropoda, Insecta, Coleoptera, Curculionidae. Bases 1 to 390 code for a protein of 129 amino acids. Gene Ontology annotation, cellular component: cytoplasm; nucleus. The record is from RefSeq and is a predicted model, not a curated record. Gene Ontology annotation, biological process: positive regulation of protein catabolic process. The transcript is spliced from 3 exons. Gene Ontology annotation, molecular function: ornithine decarboxylase inhibitor activity.